Molecule: messenger RNA, 1704 nt
Organism: Aegilops tauschii subsp. strangulata
Lineage: Eukaryota; Viridiplantae; Streptophyta; Magnoliopsida; Poales; Poaceae
Source: RefSeq, a predicted model, not a curated record
AUGUCGGAGGAGGAUGUGGAGGUCAGCAACUUUCGUCCUCCCAAACUUCUUCGCAUGAUUCAUAGCAGUGCUAGGAAGAAGAAGGCCAUGUACCUUGCUGACCUGCAUGGCGUGGCGGAGAGCUUGGAGGAUGUCAUUGCCGGCAUGACGGAGUUUGUUGUUCUUUUGGGUGGGUGCGAUCGUACACUGCGCCGACCAUACGACGCCUACCUUUUCAAUAACAACAUCAUGUUUGGACGCCAUGCUGAGAAGCAGAAGCUUCUGAACUUUGUGUUGCAGCACAACUCUCUCAGUGAUGUGCCGGCUCUGCUCUCGGUCAUCGGCGCUCCUGCAGCCGAGAAGAGGACCCUGGUCGCCAAUUCUACCGAUCCUUCUACCCUUGCACUUGCAAUUGUUCCUUACAAUGAUUCUAGAGAUAGUCAGACGGAGACAGAUAAUAUGGACGUAGAGGAAGAUAAUAUUGAUGUUAACUUGAAUAGUUCACCUCGUGAGGAUUUUGAUGAUUCUUUUUGGUCUGAUAUAUUUGAUCCAAGAAACUGGGAUUCUCUUAAUUCUAAACAGAUUGAUAUCUUAGCACAGAAGGGUCCAAAAGCAGACAAGUUAGUUAAAGGUCCCAAAGAUAGAUAUCGUAAAAGGUUUACUUCAGUAUUCUAUACUAGAAUCCUAUCAAAUGGAGAGUAUUUUGAUAGAGACUGGCUUGUCUAUUCUGAACAACUUGAUAGAGUCUUUUGCUUUGGUUGUAAAUUAUUUACAAAAGGUCAUCGGAAAGGUCAGUUGGCAAAUGAGGGCUGUAAUGAUUGGUCACAUAUGACCAAUAGACUAAAAGAUCAUGAGACAAGUGUGGAUCAUGUUUUGAGUAUGACUAAUUGGUAUGAGUUGCGUAGUAGAUUGGAAAAACAUCAAACUAUUGAUAAAGCUGCUCAACGACAACUUGAGAAAGAGAAGGACCAUUGGAGAAAGGUAUUAUUCAGAAUUGUUUGCAUUGUAAAAUUUCUUGCAAAGCAUAAUCUAGCAUUCUGUGGUACUAAUGGCAAGCUGUAUGAAGAUAGCAAUGGUAAUUUCUUGGGUUUGGUAGAGAUGUUGGCUGAAUUUGACCCCGUUAUUCAGGAGCAUGUUCGUCGUAUUACAAAUGAAGAAACUCAUGCUCAUUAUCUUGAUCAUAAGAUUCAGAAUGAAUUGCUACACUUGCUCGCUUCUGCUAUUAGGUCUGAAAUUAUCAAGAAAAUAAAGAGCUCAAAGUAUUUCUCUGUCAUACUUGAUUGUACCUCAGAUGCAAGUCACCAAGAGCAAAUGUCUUUAAUUAUAAGAUAUGUGGAUUCAUCUUCAAGUCAAGUUUGCAUAGAAGAGCCCUUUCUAGGAUUUCUGGAUGUAAAUGAUACAACCGGCCAAGGACUUUUCGAUGUGCUAGAGAAGGAGCUAAAACUUCUUGAUCUUGAUAUAAAUGAUGUAUCUGAAACUGAUAUUGAUCCAAAGGCAAGCAGUGAGGCUCUAGGUUUGGCAAAUAAUGAACUUGGAGAGUAUGAAUUUAUCGUGGCAAUAGUCAUUUGGUAUGAGGUAUUGUUUGCUGUUAAUUUAGUAAGCCAAAACUUGCAAACAAAGGAUAUGCUUAUUGAUGUUGCUAUUGAGAAAGUGAAAGGGCUUAUUUCUUUCUUCGAGGGGUACAGGGAAACUGGUUUCUUAGAAGCAUUGGAGAUAGCCAAAUAA